AUGACCGCUACUUCAACGCAAAGAGUCCCGAUCUCCCCCGGCGGCACGGAACUCGACGAGUGGUACAACGACACAAGCGCCCAAGUCACACCAAUGAGUUGGCGCGAGAAACGACAGUUCCAGAGGGAACUCAGACUGGCCGGGCUCUUUGGCCCUAGACGCGGCCCUGGACGCGGCCCUCUGUCUUUCAACAACCUCACCGAUGAAGUGCGAGACGCUCUAGUUCAAUUCCACAAUGCCCUGGUCAGGCAUACAGAAACCGACGAAGACCGACUUGAAUAUCUCGACAAGCAGCAAGACGGACUUAAGGACCUAGCGAAUAAGCUGUCAAAAAAGGAGGACCUCGGCGCUAAAGAGUUCUUCCUAGCCGAUCUCGUCGCAUGCACGAACUGGUUCAAGGAGCUGUUGAACCUGGUGGAGGAUCUGCGGCCUCAAGGAUAA
Fusarium vanettenii 77-13-4 is the source of this 441-nucleotide messenger RNA. RefSeq lists its product as uncharacterized. The transcript has a single exon. The record is from RefSeq and is a predicted model, not a curated record. Bases 1 to 441 code for a protein of 146 amino acids. Lineage: Eukaryota; Fungi; Ascomycota; Sordariomycetes; Hypocreales; Nectriaceae.